GUGUCUCUUCUGUGCGACGAGAGGAACAGUCACGGUAGGGUAGGAGGCUAUGGACCCGUGGCUUUUUUUCUCCUCUCGUUGACGGAGCCAUUGUUCGGGAAACCGUGAAGCGCAAUUCUGGUCGUGUGUCCUUGUAUUUGAAUCACAAUCGGCCAUACGGCAAUGAAAAGAAAAGUAGUUAAUCAGAUCUAACGAACAAGCUGCCGACGCGACGGGGAUGCAUGGGCACAAUAGCGGAGAGCAGACGCACACUACAAUAAUAUUUUUUCAGGAGACGUUUUUAUUCUAGCCGGGACUUUCUAUUUCACCAAACGGAUAGAAAGCUCUGUUUCCUCAGGAUUCUGGAUCCAUUUUCACUGGAUAGUACCAACUUUUGUGAUGGGACUGUGUGUUGUAAACAUCGCAAAGAUUUUAGUGGCACCAGUAAGUCGAACAUAAUGAAAAUAGAUGCUAAUGGUUAGGAAAGAAAAUGCGCAAAAAUAUUUUUGCACUCAGCUUAUUUGCACAUUGUUGAUGAGUUUGUAAGUCAUUGUCUAUUUAUAUAUUUUUGGUGGCGAUUUUUUGCUGUCACUUGCUAUGCACGUCGUAAUUAAUUUGCCGUUAUCAAACUUAAGGUGAUCACAUGUCCUUUACAAACCCAGCGCGACUUGUUUAUAUUAAUUUGAACAGCGCUGGAUAAGAAUGCACCUUUUGGAUGGUAAUUAUAGUGACAGGAUGGAGCGGGGAACGCCACAGAGGAAAACUGUUUACCGGAUCUCUCUCACUUUAGUGAAAAAAGAAAGCUUGAAUGACGGAACAGGGAAUGGGGAUGGGGGCACAGCACACCGGCGCCUAGAAAACCCCAAAGUGGGGGCUUACCGGCGCGAGGGCUCCGUGGACGUCCAGAGGAGCUGUUUCCUGGAGGAGCUGAAAGAGGUGGAGGACGAAAACGAUGAUUUCAGCUCACACGGCCACAUGCGCAACUUCAGGACGUUCAGCACAGGGCAGUUGGAGAUUGGAAGGCUCAAAAUAUCUCGGAAAGCACAGCACUUGAACCAAGACCGCUCGCUGGAAAUAAAUGAAAAGGAAACAGGGACUUCAGCUGUGGCAGCAGCAGCAGCAGCAGGCAAACUCAAGCAGGGGGCCUCUGCAGAGGGAGAUGUCCACAGCAGAAAUGGACAGGAGGGGUAUGCAACACAGGAAAUGGUGGGAAUGGACAGACUUAAGGGAGACUUGCGCACCACCACAGAAACCAGCAAAGUAGAUGCAGCCAACGGAGGCACUGUGUCAACCAAGAAACAGGGAAACCUGAAAAUGUCUAAGAGCACAGAAGAGCAGUACUGCAUCGCAGCCCACGAGCCUCAGAGAGACGAGGAGCUGAAACCUUCCUCCUCCUCCUCAGGCAGCAAAUCCACAGACGAAGGAGGUAAAGGCAGCGCUAAAUCGUCCAAGCACCCUCCACACACCCCUCAGGCCAAACGGCACCCCAGCCUGCUGCGGCGCAGCUUCAGUUUCCGACACUGGACCGGAGGGGAGUUGCUGCGCCUCCGCGCGCUGUCCAAAGAGAAGCACCACAGCAGCUCUGGCUGCAUCGGCCGCGGCGAGGAUGCCAAAACGCCCUCUGCGGUGGUGCUCCAAAAUCCAGCCUUUCACGAGGACAUUGGACGUGACCUGGAGUUGGCCGAUAAGGACCAAACGUUGGAUAUGGACGACAUCCUCAGAAAGUCGGACCCCGCGGCGGGCCUGAGCCGACGGGAGCGUGCCAAGGGCAAGAACCGCACGCUCGAUAACAGUGACCUGCUGCGUCUGUCGGACCGUCCGCUGGGGGAGAAGGAGGGGUUCCUGCGUUCGGCGGGAGGGCACGGGGGCAGCCAGGAGCGCCGUCUCAUCCGCUUCUUCAGCGGGAUCUUCUCCAAGCGCGACUGCGGACUAGGGGCCACCACCUCCACGCCCGUCAGCAGUCCCAGCAACCGUGGACUCCGCAAGAAGAGGCCCGGCCUAGCAUUUUCCCAGUCCAGCAGCGAGAGUGUCAAUGGCUCCAAACACGAGGAUGCGUUUGUGAACAGCCAGGAAUGGACCCUGAGCCGCUCAGUCCCGGAACUCAAAGUGGGCAUCGUUGGCAAUCUGGCCAGUGGGAAGUCUGCCCUCGUGCACAGGUACCUGACGGGAACAUACGUACAGGAGGAGUCGCCAGAAGCCGACGUGGACGCAGGUGGCCGAUUUAAGAAGGAGAUAGUGGUGGAUGGUCAAAGCUACUUACUCCUCAUCAGAGAUGAAGGAGGCCCCCCUGAGGCACAGUUUGCUCUGUGGGUGGAUGCUGUUAUCUUUGUCUUCAGCCUGGAGGACGAGAUCAGCUUCCAGACGGUGUACCACUACUACAGCCGAAUGGCAAACUACCGGAACACCGCCGAGGUCCCUCUGGUCCUGGUCGGCACGCAAGACGCCAUCAGCUCGGCAAACCCCCGUGUGAUUGAGGACACGCGUGCACGGAAGCUCUCCAACGACCUGAAGCGAUGCACCUACUACGAGACCUGUGCUACCUACGGCCUGAACGUCGAGCGCGUCUUCCAGGACGUGGCUCAGAAAGUUGUAGCAACACGGAAGAAGCAGCAGCUGUCCAUCGGCCCCUGCAAGUCCCUCCCCAACUCCCCCAGCCACUCGUCCGUCUGCUCCCAGCCUGUGUCUGCUGUGCACAUCAACCAGACGAGCAACGGUGGCGGCAGUCUGAGCGACUACUCGUCGUCCGUGCCCUCCACCCCCAGCACCAGCCAGAAGGAGCUGCGCAUCGACGUCCCGACGAGCGCCAACACACCCACGCCCGUCCGCAAGCAGUCCAAACGCCGCUCCAACCUCUUCACUUCUCGGAAGGGGAGUGAGCCGGAUAAGGAGAAGAAAGGCCUGGAGAACCGGGCGGACAGCAUCGGGAGCGGACGCGCGAUCCCAAUUAAACAGGGCAUGCUCAUGAAGCGGAGCGGCAAGUCUCUAAAUAAGGAGUGGAAGAAGAAGUACGUGACUCUGUGUGACAAUGGAGUGCUCACCUACCACCCCAGCCUGCACGACUAUAUGCAGAACGUACACGGCAAGGAGAUUGAUCUGCUGCGGACCACUGUGAAGGUUCCGGGCAAGAGGCCCCCCAGAGCCGUGUCUACCUGUGCAGCCGUGCCCAGCCCCAAGACCAACGGCCUGACCAAAGACCUGAGUAAUAUGCAGCUCGGACCCGGCCAAGGCUCGGUAAGCAGCAGCUCGUCAGCGUCUCAGAUGGCCAGCGGCAUCAGUCUGGUGUCCUUUAACAGCCGACCGGACGGCAUGCACCAACGCUCUUACUCCGUCUCCAGUGCUGACCAGUGGAGCGAGGCCACGGUCAUCGCUAACUCCGGCAUCAGCACAGACACAGGACUCGGGGAUUCGGUGUGUUCCAGUCCCAGCAUCUCCAGCAGCACCAGCCCUAAGAUGGAUCCUCCGCCGUCGCCGCAUGCCAACCGCAAGAAGCACCGCAGGAAGAAGAGCACGAGCAACUUCAAGGCUGACGGCCUCUCUGGUACUGCUGAAGAGCAAGAAGAAAACUUUGAGUUUAUCAUCGUUUCGCUGACGGGGCAGACCUGGCACUUUGAGGCGACCUCUUAUGAAGAAAGGGACGCCUGGGUCCAGGCAGUGGAGAGCCAGAUCCUGGCCAGCCUGCAGUCCUGCGAAAGCAGCAAGAACAAGUCACGUCUAACCAGUCAGAGUGAAGCCAUCGCUCUGCAGUCAGUCAGGAAUCUGAGAGGAAACUCCCGCUGCGUGGACUGUGAAGCACAAAACCCUGACUGGGCUAGUCUGAACCUGGGUGCACUGAUAUGUAUUGAGUGUUCGGGUAUCCAUCGUAACCUGGGCACUCAUCUGUCGCGUGUGCGCUCGCUGGACCUGGACGAGUGGCCCCUGGAGUUGAUCAAGGUCAUGUCCUCCAUUGGCAACGAGUUGGCCAACAGCGUGUGGGAGGGCAACGCACAGGGCCGCCUCAAACCUGCCCCGGAUGCAAGCAGGGAGGAGCGUGAGCGCUGGAUCCGGGCGAAGUACGAGCAGAAGCUGUUUGUGGCGUCGCUGUCGUGCACAGAGCUGCCGCUGGGUCAGCAGCUGCUGCGGUCCAGUGCGGACGAGGACCUGCGCUCCGUCGUGCUGCUGCUGGCUCUCGGCUCACGGGACGAGGUCAACGAGACGUGCGGAGAGGGAGACGGACGCACCGCCCUCCACCUGGCCUGUCGCAAAGGCAACGUGGUCAUCACCCAGCUGCUCAUAUGGUACGGGGUGGACCUGAUGGCGCGGGAUGCCCAUGGGAACACAGCGUUGGCGUACGCGCGGCAGGCCAGCAGUCAGGAGUGCGUGGACAUCCUGCUCCAGUACGGCUGCCCGGACGAGCGCUACCCGCUCAUGGCCACGCCCAACCUGUCGCGCCGCAGCAACAACAACAACAACAACAACAGCCGCAACAACAGCUGCAGCAGCACGGGCAGCUCGGCCCUCAUCUGACCGCCGACGCCAACACACUGCCCCCAGCCUUCCCACCUGCCUCCUUAUCAUCCC
Alosa sapidissima (American shad) is the source of this 4536-nucleotide messenger RNA. It is a transcript of the gene agap1, whose product is annotated as ArfGAP with GTPase domain, ankyrin repeat and PH domain 1. The transcript has 19 exons. The record is from RefSeq and is a predicted model, not a curated record. Bases 682 to 4482 code for a protein of 1266 amino acids. Gene Ontology annotation, cellular component: nucleus. NCBI's taxonomy places the organism in Eukaryota, Metazoa, Chordata, Actinopteri, Clupeiformes, Clupeidae. Gene Ontology annotation, molecular function: GTPase activator activity; GTPase activity; protein binding.